GGCACACUCACUCUCAAGACAUUGGGACAUUGAGGACCAAACUCUACAGACAAUACAGCUGAACAUCAUGGAUCAACAGAUGGAUAUCUAUGUCAAUGAAGAGGGACCAUUUGGUUAUUCUGGCAAAAGGAAGAGUUUGGCAAAAAGUUCGGAAAAUAUUUAUGAAAGUCUGAAGCCAAACAGAACUAGACCUGCACUCUCAGUUGCUGAAGAUGUGAAGAAGAGUUCCUGCAGAGCUGCUGCAGUGUGUCUGGGUGUGUUGUGUCUUCUCCUUCUGACUGGACUCGUAACUCUGGUUUGCCUACUCAUCAAAGGCAACUCUGAAUGGGAAAUGAAGAUGGUCCUGUUACACAACAGUUUCACCAACCUGACUCAAGAAAGAGACCAGUUACAGACCAGUUACACCAACCUGACUAAAGGAAGAGACCAGUUACAGACCAGUUACAACAACCUGAAUCAAGAAAGAGACCAGUUCCAAAAAAGAGUUGAAGACAUAGCCAAAGAGAUAAUUGAUCUCCGUAAAAAGCUUCAAGAUCAGUAUAACAAACAAGGAUGGGUGUAUUUCAGCGGUAGUUUCUAUCACGUUUCUUCUACCAAGAAAUCCUGGCAAGAAAGCAGAGAUGACUGUGUGCAAAAAGGUGCAGACCUGGUGAUUAUCAACAGCAGAGAAGAACAGGAAUUCAUGAAACGGUUCCCAAAGCCCCGAUGGAUUGGACUGACUGAUAGAGAGACAGAGGGGAGAUGGAAAUGGGUGGAUGGGACUCUGCUGAGCCAAAGCUACUGGAUUCUUUCUGAACCAAAUGGGCAUAUGUUGAGAGACGAAGACUGUGCAGAAAUAUCCAACCAUUUAUUUAACAGCUGGAAUGAUGACCUGUGUAACUCUGAAAAAUUCUGGAUUUGUGAGAUGACAUCGCUUCUAUAAUUCAGCAUCCAAUCCUACAAGACAAUAAUAUAAAAACAGGUAGAUACUCUGCAUUUCUCAGCUAAAACUGCCAAGACAGCCUAACAUAAGCUAUGCAAGCUAUCAUAUAACCCUAACCCUAACUGUACAGGAAAAGUGUAACAUUAACAUACAUGGACAUAAAUGUCUGGCUUAGUUCACUGCUAUGAAUGUUGAAUUUGAUGACUGAUGAAUAGGGAUAAUACACUCAACUCACAAACCAAUACAAUUCCCGAUUUUAAGUUUACAAUAUCAUUUUCUCAGGAUUUAUUGAGCUGCAGAUAAAUGACUGAAAAAUAUUCCUGUAUUGAUAUAAUCUGUGCAAAACAACAGAUGUGUCCUCUUAUCAAAGCAACAAAAAUGUAAUAAAAAAUUAAUUAUUAGAUUUCUUUUUUGUGAUUAACAUUUUGUAACAACAUACACAAUAUACAAUUCGCAACAUGAACAUAUUCCCCCCCUCGUCAUCACCAACAAUCCAAAAAAAUCAAGAAAAGAUGACAUAGUAACUACAAUAUUGAAGACCAUACAACAGCAGCCCUCCAGAGAGCUCAGGUACUUUCCCCAUUUUCUAGGUUAGACAUCCAAUCUGGCAAACCGUUUCUAUGACAUUUUUUCAAACGCCUCC
This is a messenger RNA of Sander lucioperca (pikeperch), 1565 nucleotides long. RefSeq names its product CD209 antigen-like protein C. The coding region runs from base 68 to 922 and encodes 284 amino acids. The record is from RefSeq and is a predicted model, not a curated record. Lineage: Eukaryota; Metazoa; Chordata; Actinopteri; Perciformes; Percidae. The transcript has 6 exons.